Molecule: messenger RNA, 1633 nt
Organism: Cajanus cajan (pigeon pea)
Lineage: Eukaryota; Viridiplantae; Streptophyta; Magnoliopsida; Fabales; Fabaceae
Product: UDP-glycosyltransferase 72D1
Molecular function (GO): UDP-glycosyltransferase activity
Source: RefSeq, a predicted model, not a curated record
GAUCACAAAGCUCAAGCCAUUACCAUUCAAUCAUUAAUUUCAUUUCAUUUCACUUUCCCAUCUCAUGGCCAUCUCAAACACUCAUGCUCUUGUCUUGGCUUCACCAGGAAUGGGUCACAUAACCCCUGCCCUAGCCCUAGCCAAGCACCUAGUCACUCACCAAAUCACUCCCAAACUCACCUUCAUUUAUGGCACAAUCAAAACAUCCACUCCCUCCAAAGCUGAGACCCAACUUCUUCAACUAGCCAUGAAGGAGAACCUCUUUGACCUAAUCUCACUCCCCCCACUUGACCUCACAACCCUAGUUGGCCCUCAUGCCUCUGUAGAAACCAAAAUAGCAACCAUAAUGCAUGAAAUCCCACCACUCUUUGUGUCCACAAUCUCCACCAUGAACCUCAACCCAACCAUCAUCAUCAUGGACUUCUACUUAAGCCAAGUCAUACCUCUAGCUAAAAACCUAAAAGCACCCAAAUUUUCUUUUGCCACAACUAAUGCAUGGCUCCUAGCACUUGCUCUUCACACCCCCACUUUGGAUAAAGAAAUACAAGGGGAAUAUGUCAAUGAUGAAAACAUACCAAUCUCAAUCCCGGGUUGCAAACCCAUAUACCCCCAUGAUUUGUACGACAUGUUGAAAGACAGGACACAUAGGUUGUACCAUGAAUUUGUUGGUGCAUGUGAGGGGGCAUCACUGGCUGAUGGGGUUUUUGUGAACACUUUUGGUGAGCUAGAACCUAGGACACUCGAAGCACUUGGUGGGAGUGGACACAUCACGAAGGUGCCCGUGUACCCAAUUGGGCCAAUUGUGAGGGACAGAGACCCAAAUGUUGAUGAGAGAAGGAGAAGUGAUGUUGUUGAGUGGCUAGAUACACAAGAAGAAGAUUCAGUGGUGCUUGUGUCACUUGGGAGUGGAUAUGCAAUGACAUUUGAGCAAAUCAAAGAGAUGGCAUUGGGGUUGGAGCUAAGUGGAAAAAAAUUUGUUUGGGCUGUUCGUCCUCCUAUUACCAAAGCCGGCAAUGAGCACUAUUUCACAGCAGGUGAGAAAAGUGAAACCGGAACCACCGUAGCAUCAAAUCCUUUUCCUGAAGAGUUCUACCGCGUACAAAGCAAUGGAUUAGUGAUCACAGAUUGGGCACCACAAAUGGAUAUAUUGAAGCAUCCCUCAAUUGGUGCAUUUGUGUCUCACUGUGGAUGGAACUCAGUGAUAGAGAGUGUUUCAUGUGGGGUUCCCAUAAUUGGAUGGCCUCUCUAUGCAGAGCAAAUGAUGAAUGCCACAAUGCUAGCAGAAGAAGUUGGCAAUUCAAUUCGAGUGAAGGUGUCACCAUCUACCAACAUGGUUGGAAAGGAAGAGCUAGCAAAAGUAAUAAGGAAGAUAAUGGAUAUGGAUGAUAAAGAAGGGUGUGUGAUUAGGGCAAAGGCUAAAGAGCUUAAACGCUUGGCUCAAAGAGCAUGGUCUCGUGAUGGUUCUUCUUAUCUUGCACUUUCAACAAUCUUUCUUUCCAAUGAUGUGUGAUAACUUAGUGCGUGUUUGGAUCAUAAAUUCAAAUUUAUGAUUAAAAAGUUACACCUCUUAUUUGGAACACGUUGAUGAAGUACUUUAUUUGAAAACAAGUAAAUUCAAUAUGAAAAUCAACAA